AUGAGAGUUCAUAUAGUUCAGUACCCCCUGGCAGCUUCUGUGCCGCUAAUUUUGGGGGCAUGCAUGACCCUUUCCGUCCUCUUAUUUUGCAUGCUUAUCCUCCUUCUGUACUUGAGGAGCAACAGUGAGCUUACGAUGCUGCACAGGAUAAGCAACUGCUUGCGUGUGUUGGUAGUAAGCCAGACCGCAUUUACGGUGACAGCUGUUGUAAUUUUGUCAGUUGUCAAUGCAGCCGAGGACCGAUCCUCUGCUACUUUCUCCACCAUUAUAUCUGGGCGCCAAGCGGCCAACGUCCUGAAAGCAGCUUUUGCUGCACUUGUUGCUGGAUAUUCUUUCUUUGCAACCGAGCAUCAUAUUUUUAGGUGGGUAGCACUUGUGGGUGCGGCGACAGUUUCCGGCAUAGAUGCUGUGGAUCUGGCAAACCUGGGCCACCUGAUAGGGCAACUGCAGGCAAGCGAGGAUGCCCUCAGUAAUGGAGAUGCCUCAGCCCAGUCCCUAGCAAUAUGGGCUCUAAAGAUCCAAUACUCUGCAAAAGUGUUUUCAUUCUUCUCCUGGCUGCUGGCAAUGCAAAUAAUUGGAUGCCUUAUGCAUGCUUUGGGAUGGUUUGAGCUCAAUGAGCUUCCAAACGACGAGGAAGUUGCAGGGCACUUGAAGGAGCUUGCAAGGGCCACAAUUAACAGACGUAUCCAAGAGAAGAGAAAUCCAGAACGAUUCGAAGAAGGAACUGGCAAACGCCUCUUUAACCCAACCGAUAAGUUGGAGGUAACAUGGGAUCAGAUGACAGAUUUGAUAGUCGGGCGAGAUAAACGGACAAGCCAUCCUAUUUCCACCAAUCCCCGUGGACAAAUCCCUCCUGAAGUUAAAAAAGAGCUGCGUCAGAUUCUUCUCAAGAUGGGAAUAAAACGAAAUCAAAUUUAUGAAAUACUUGACGACGAAGAGGAUGAAUGA
Messenger RNA from Eimeria necatrix, 948 nucleotides. RefSeq lists its product as hypothetical. The coding region runs from base 1 to 948 and encodes 315 amino acids. Lineage: Eukaryota; Apicomplexa; Conoidasida; Eucoccidiorida; Eimeriidae. The transcript has a single exon. The record is from RefSeq and is a predicted model, not a curated record.